UAGGUCUCUUGUUAUGAAAGAGCUCCAUCAGUCUCUAAUGAAUGUGUUCUACAUGCAGGCUGAGGCUGUGCUACCUUCCCUAACACAGCGUAUAGCUACUGUAUCCUCUCCUCCAGCAGCAGCAGCAGCAGCACUGGGAAGCAGUAGCACAUUGGUUAACACUGUACAUAACCUCCUCACAAAUUGCACAGCUUCAGCAGCAACACAUCCAUUAGUCUGGAAAAGACAGCAUCCCCAAGUGGCUCCCGAGCAUUUUCCCCCCAAUUCUCCUGUCACCGUCCAAUCCUCUGUAUGCUCUCUCUGUAUGUAGGGAGUGUUCAACACUAAUCAGGUCAAUGAUCAUCCUAAGUCUCAAGGGACCUGACAGGAGCCUAUUGCCCUAGUUAGAAGAUCUCUCUCUCUGUCCAGGGUACAGUGCUUGGAAAUAUUAUACAGAGAUCAGUGACACAAUACCACUCUGUACAAGAGAAGCUCUCAGGAUUUCAGCUGGGCUGUAGUCAGAAGGAAAAGAGACAGCACGACCAGCACUUUCUCUACCUGCUGGGUGUUGGUUUGGCUUCUCGGACUGUAGGACAGAAAAGCAUCUCAAUUAAGAAACACCCUUUUACCAACUGUGUACAUGCUUAUCAAGACUGGCGCUAUGAAUAGCAUUGAUCAGUGUUAUCUGUGCUUGAUUGCUCCACCCUGCUGAGCCAGUCUGGAGCAUCGCAGAAGAGAUCGGACGGCGAGGAGGCAGAUUAUAUUAUUGCAGUUUGAUCUAUUUUUAAAUAAUCCAGAAAACCGGGGCUUGAAAAUGUCUUUUUACUUAAAACCUGUGUGUCAGAUAAAUAUGAAGCUGUGUAAUUCCAUAUCUGAUGAGGACUAUAUGAAACUAUAAACACUUCAAGGGACGGACCGCGGUCUUGUUGCAACUGUCAGUUAUGAUGGGUUUCUCAGAGUCUUUGUGUUAGUAGAUAAUUCAUUGCCUAUCUGGAAAGAAACUUUCUUUAAAACAGCACACAUAUGAUGCUCUUAAUGUGGAGAAGCAGAAUACCCUGUAUUGUUUUACCAAAAGGGAAUCAAUCUUUGUAACUAUGAAUCCAUUGGUGAAUUUCAAUGUGAGGAUAAAAUUGCCAGCUGAAGAAAUACUUUUUAUGCACAUUUUACAACAGUAGAACUUGUAUGGUGAGGAAAAGGUGCACAUCAAGCUGGAUCCUACAGUUUUACAGCAAGUGUUGGCGUUUUAACUACCAGGCUGUAGGGACGUCUUUUCCAAUGCUUACAAGGAACUGCUUAUCGCUGCUUCUUUGGUUCCUUUUUGAUGGAGGUCUUUUAACACCACUGCAUUCCCAGCAGCCGCCACAAACUUCAGCAUCUAAACAAAGAGAAAAUGUUAUCAUCACAAUGUCAGGAAGAAGAUCAGCAGCACAAAGAGUUAAACGUGGAUGGGUGUGGAAUCAGUUCUUUGUGCUGGAAGAAUAUAUGGGAUCUGAACCACAAUAUGUGGGAAAGCUUCACUCUGAUUUGGACAAGGGUAUUGGAUCAGUGAAAUAUACCCUCUUAGGUGAUGGAGCUGGAACAGUUUUCACAAUUGAUGACACUACAGGUGACAUCCAUGCUAUUAGAAGUCUGGACAGAGAAGAAAAACCAUUCUACACACUGCGCGCUCAAGCUGUGGAUAUAGUUACUGGGAAACCAGUGGAGCCAGAAUCGGAAUUCAUUAUCAAAGUUCAGGACAUUAAUGAUAAUGAACCAAAGUUUUUGGACGGCCCAUAUGUCGCCAGUGUUCCUGAAAUGUCUCCAGUCGGUGCCUACGUACUUCAGGUUAAAGCAACUGAUGCAGAUGAUCCUACAUAUGGAAACAGUGCCAGAGUGGUUUAUAGUAUUCUUCAGGGACAACCAUAUUUUUCUAUUGAUCCUAAAACAGGUGUCAUCAGAACAGCUUUACCAAACAUGGACAGAGAAGUCAAGGAACAAUACCAAGUUCUUAUCCAAGCUAAGGACAUGGGAGGACAACUGGGUGGCUUGGCAGGCACUACAACUGUAAAUAUAACGCUUACUGAUGUCAAUGACAAUCCACCCAGAUUUCCCAAAAGUAUAUUUCAUUUAAAAGUACCAGAGAGUUCACAUGUUGGGUCACCCAUUGGGAGAAUACGGGCAGUGGACCCUGAUUUUGGAAAAAAUGCCGAAAUUGAGUACAAUAUUGUUCCUGGAGACGGUGGGAAUCUAUUUGAUAUCAUAACAGAUAAUUAUACACAAGAAGGAAUUUUAAUCCUAAAAAAGCCUCUGGACUUUGAAACAAAAAAAGCCUACACAUUUAAAGUCGAGGCUUCCAAUGUCCAUCUAGAUUAUCACUUUAACUCAGUGGGACCCUUUAAAGACACUGCUACUGUAAAAAUAAACGUUCUGGAUGUUGAUGAGCCUCCGGUGUUCAGUAAACCAUCCUACACCAUGGAAGUGUAUGAGGACACACCUAUUGGCACCAUCAUAGGAGCUGUGACAGCACAGGAUCUAGACAUAGGAUCCAGUCCUGUUAGAUACUAUAUUGAUGAAAAAAGUAAUAUGGAAAAUACUUUUGCUGUUGACACAAUUGAGGGAACUAUCGCAACAAAUGAAUUACUAGACCGAGAAAGCACUGCACAAUUUAACAUAUCAAUAGUUGCAAGUAAAAUUAGUAAUCCCCAGUUAACCAGUUCAGUCAAUGUCAUCAUAAAUGUUCUGGAUGUUAAUGAAUUUGCCCCUGAAGUUACAGUGCCAUAUGAAACAUCAGUAUGUGAAAAUGCCAAGCCAAGACAGAUCAUCCAAAUUAUUGGUGCUGUUGACAGAGAUAUGUCACCUACAGGGCAGAAAUUUUCCUUCAGACUGCCACCUGAUGGUUUGACAAAUCCCAAUUUUACCAUCCAUGACUAUAAAAAUAACUCAGCCGGUAUAGAAGCACAGAGACAUGGAUACAGUCGACAAGAUAAAGAGUUUUAUCUCCUUCCAGUGGUGGUGGAGGACAGCAGUUACCCUAUCCAAAGCAGUACAAGCACAUUGACUAUUAGAGUAUGCAGAUGUGACUCAAGAGGGGCUAUACUCUCCUGCAAUGUGGAAGCAAUUUUUUUACCUGUUGGUUUAAGCACUGGUGCUUUGAUAGCUAUUUUGUUGUGCAUUAUUAUUCUUUUAGUUAUAGUGGUACUUUAUGUAGCAUUAAGAAGGCAGAAGAAGAAAGAUGCUCUGAUGACCUCAAAAGAAGACAUAAGAGAUAACGUAAUCCAUUAUGACGAUGAAGGAGGUGGAGAAGAAGACACUCAGGCCUUUGACAUUGGUGCCCUAAGAAAUCCAAAGGUAAUUGAAGACAAUAAGGGGCGUAGAGACAUAAAGCCUGAACCUUUGUGUUUACCUCGUCAUAAACCACAAGCAGAAUACAAUAGUGACAUCAGAGAUUUCAUCAAUGAAAGGCUGCAAGAGCAUGAUAUUGACCCAAAUGCUCCACCAUAUGACUCACUAGCAACAUAUGCAUAUGAAGGUUCUGGAUCUGUAGCUGAAUCACUCAGCUCUAUAGAAUCGCCAAGUAUGGAGCUAGAUCAGGAUUAUGAUUUCCUAAGUGACUGGGGCCCGCAAUUUAAAAGCUUGGCAGAAAUGUUCGGAGGAGAAAAUUUCAACACAGACAAACUCACUUAACUUUACACAAAUGGCAAGCAAUCGAAAAGCUUUAUCUAGACUAUGUAAAAAGAAACAUUUUAUAUUAAAAUGCUACAAUAUUUA
This is a messenger RNA of Hyla sarda, 3726 nucleotides long. It is a transcript of the gene CDH12, whose product is annotated as cadherin 12. Gene Ontology annotation, biological process: cell morphogenesis; homophilic cell-cell adhesion; calcium-dependent cell-cell adhesion. Gene Ontology annotation, cellular component: plasma membrane; adherens junction; catenin complex. The coding region runs from base 1162 to 3642 and encodes 826 amino acids. The record is from RefSeq and is a predicted model, not a curated record. Gene Ontology annotation, molecular function: calcium ion binding; cadherin binding. The transcript is spliced from 16 exons. NCBI's taxonomy places the organism in Eukaryota, Metazoa, Chordata, Amphibia, Anura, Hylidae.